GGGAUCCAUCAACCCAUUCAGAAAGUGGGAAGGCCCUUGAAUUUCAGGCCGUGGAGGAAUAUAAAAGAUGGCUAGUGUUGGAAUGAUCAUCACACUUCUUUCUCAGCUGUCCUCAGAAGAGCAACAGAAUCCCAACACUUGUCAAAAAUGAAAUUGUCGAUCGUCGCUCUCGCUUUCUUGGCCGUGGCUUGUGCUGCACCUCAAGGAGACAAGAAACCCAUUGAAAUUAUUUCAUCUAACAGCGAAAUGAACGCCGAUGGCAGUUAUUCUUUUGCAUUCGAGAGUGAGGAUGGUACUAAGGUGUCGGAGAGCGGUAGCCAAAAGCAAGUCGGACCUAAACCCGAAGACAUUGGAACCGUCUCCAAAGGAUCUUACUCUUUCACUACCCCAGAUGGUGUUGUCCUCACCGUCAACUGGGUCGCUGAUGAGAAUGGAUUCCAGGCCACCGGUGAUCAUUUGCCCACUCCUCCCCCCAUGCCCGAACACGUCGUGAAGAUGCUGGCCGAUUUGAAGGCAGCUGGCCUUCUGUAAACUAUUGGCAUUUUAUCUACAAACAUGUGAUCAAAACAAAUUGCUCCGCUCACUUUGUACAAUUUCAAAUGUCCCCCUCCUUUUAUUACAAAAUACAGAAAAAUUUACUUGCGUAAAAA
Daphnia magna is the source of this 650-nucleotide messenger RNA. RefSeq names its product larval cuticle protein LCP-22. Gene Ontology annotation, molecular function: structural constituent of chitin-based larval cuticle. Bases 148 to 531 code for a protein of 127 amino acids. NCBI's taxonomy places the organism in Eukaryota, Metazoa, Arthropoda, Branchiopoda, Diplostraca, Daphniidae. The transcript has 3 exons. The record is from RefSeq and is a predicted model, not a curated record. Gene Ontology annotation, cellular component: chitin-based extracellular matrix.